AUGACUGACAAGGGACAAUUCGAGAGUGGCCACAAGAUUCCGGUCACUCAUCAGAGCUUCCCCGGCAAGGAGACCGAGAUGCCCAACCCGCAGCCUCUGUGGGAUGAGAUUCCUACCGCUGACGGCAAGAGCCAGAAGUACCGCGCUGCUGGCAAGCUGAAGGGCAAGAAGGCUCUCAUCACCGGAGGCGACUCUGGCAUUGGCCGUGCAAGCGCCAUCCUCUUUGCUAUGGAGGGAGCCGACUCGCUCAUCGCUUAUCUUCCCGAAGAGGAGGAGGAUGCGCAGGAGACCAAGAGGAGAGUAGAGGCGUACGGUCAGAAGUGCUACUUGGUCUCUACGGAUCUUCGCGACAGAGAGAACUGCAAGAAGUUGGUUGAUGAGGCUGUCAAGGCAUUCGGCGGCCAAAUCGACAUCCUCUUCAACAACGCCGCCUACCAGAUGGUAGUCGAUGACAUCAAGGACCUUUCGGAAGACCAGUGGAUCAACACCUUCAAUACCAACAUUCACCCCUACUUCUACCUGGCCAAGUACUCUCUGCCACACAUGAAGCGCGGCAGCACUAUUAUCAACAACGCCAGCAUCAAUGCCUACGUCGGCCGUCCCGACCUUCUCGAUUACACUUCCACCAAGGGCGCAAUCGUGGCCUUCACUCGCGGCCUGAGCAAUCAGCAGGCUGGAAAAGGCAUCCGCGUCAACGCUGUUGCCCCUGGACCCGUUUGGACUCCUCUCAUCCCAUCGACCAUGAAGGGGGAGAACCAGGAGCAGUUCGGAUCCACCCCCUUGGGUCGUCCUGCUCAGCCAAGUGAGGUUGCCACUGCGGUAGUCUUCCUGGCCAGUGAAGACAGCAGUGCCUUCAGUGGACAAACACUGCAUCCCAACAUGGGAACCGUCGUCAGCGGCUAA
This is a messenger RNA of Sordaria macrospora k-hell, 903 nucleotides long. RefSeq lists its product as uncharacterized. Lineage: Eukaryota; Fungi; Ascomycota; Sordariomycetes; Sordariales; Sordariaceae. The record is from RefSeq and is a predicted model, not a curated record. Gene Ontology annotation, molecular function: oxidoreductase activity.